This is a messenger RNA of Jaculus jaculus (lesser Egyptian jerboa), 1469 nucleotides long. It is a transcript of the gene Fgf18, whose product is annotated as fibroblast growth factor 18. The record is from RefSeq and is a predicted model, not a curated record. The transcript has 5 exons. Gene Ontology annotation, molecular function: type 2 fibroblast growth factor receptor binding; growth factor activity; type 1 fibroblast growth factor receptor binding. NCBI's taxonomy places the organism in Eukaryota, Metazoa, Chordata, Mammalia, Rodentia, Dipodidae. Gene Ontology annotation, biological process: fibroblast growth factor receptor signaling pathway; animal organ morphogenesis; positive regulation of gene expression. Gene Ontology annotation, cellular component: cytoplasm. The coding region runs from base 44 to 667 and encodes 207 amino acids.
GUGCAGGCUGGGCUAGGAGCCGCCGCCUCCCCCCCGCCCAGCGAUGUAUUCAGCGCCCUCCGCCUGCACUUGCCUGUGUUUACACUUUCUGCUGCUGUGCUUCCAGGUACAGGUGCUGACAGCCGAGGAGAACGUGGACUUCCGCAUCCAUGUGGAGAACCAGACUCGCGCUCGGGACGAUGUGAGUCGUAAGCAGCUGCGGUUGUACCAGCUCUACAGCAGGACCAGCGGCAAGCACAUUCAAGUCUUGGGCCGCAGGAUCAGUGCCCGUGGCGAGGAUGGGGACAAGUAUGCUCAGCUCCUAGUGGAGACAGAUACCUUCGGGAGUCAAGUCCGGAUCAAGGGCAAGGAGACGGAGUUCUACCUGUGUAUGAACCGAAAAGGCAAACUCGUGGGGAAGCCUGAUGGCACCAGCAAGGAGUGUGUAUUCAUUGAGAAGGUUCUGGAAAACAAUUACACAGCUCUGAUGUCGGCCAAAUACUCAGGCUGGUACGUGGGCUUCACCAAGAAGGGGCGACCCCGUAAGGGCCCCAAGACCAGGGAGAACCAGCAGGAUGUGCACUUCAUGAAGCGCUACCCCAAGGGACAGGCGGAGCUGCAGAAGCCCUUCAAAUACACCACAGUGACCAAGCGCUCCAGGCGGAUCCGCCCCACACAUCCUGGCUAGGCCGCCCGCUGUCCCCGAAAGGUGACCAGCCUCACUCACUCCCAGAGAACUGCACCAGAGGAUUAUUUUUACAUGAAAAAAAUAAGGAAGAAGCUCUAUUUUUGUACAUUGUGUUUAAAAGAAGACAAAAACUGAACCUAAACUCUUGUGGGAAGGGACAAUAGGAUCUCAUUGUUGACUCGAACCCCCACAACGAAAAGACUCAAACGAGGGGGACUGUCACCCACCCACAGGUGCUUGCCUCUCUCCAGGGGUGACGACUCAAAACUUGUUCCCAGAGGAGGACUUGAAUGAGGAAACCGACCCUGCGAGAAACCAAAGUCCUUUUCCCAAAGGUUCUGAAAGCAACAACAACAACAACAAAAAACUAAGACAAAAACAAAAAGCAAAGAGAAAGUAACACCCCCUCCUCUCAACAAACGCCCCCACUUCCCAUCCCCUCGCCCUGCCCCAGACUCCAACAAAAAUCGCUCUCUGGUUUGCAGUCAUUUAUUUAUUGUCCACUGCAAGCUGCCCCGCGACACCGCGCAGGGAAGAAGGCGUGCUCCUGAGAAUUCUCCGCGCCCCGAACGACCUUCUGACGACAGACGCCUCGUCCAAUCAUGGUGACCCUGCCUUGCUCGCAGUUCUGGAGGAUGCUGCUAUGGACCGUCCAUGACCCACGUGACCUAGUACACCAAUGAUAAGGGAAUAUUUUAAAGUCAGCUAUAUUAUAUAUAUUAUAUAUAUAAGCUAUUUAUUUCACCUCUCUGUAUAUUGCAGUUUCAUGAACCAGGUAUUACUGCCUCAACAAUUAAAAACA